CUGAAAUAUGUUCAGGGGCGCUUGGAUGUGGCCCGGGAAAGACGCCGCCGCGCUGACUAUCUGCUGCUGCUGCUGCUGCUGGGCUCCCAGGCCGAGUGACAAACCUUGCGCCGACUCCGAGCGGGCGCAGCGAUGGCGACUGUCCCUGGCGUCCCUGCUCUUCUUCACCGUGCUGCUCGCUGACCAUCUGUGGCUGUGCGCGGGGGCCCGGCCCCGGGCCAAGGAGCUGAGCAGUGCCAUGAGGCCGCCCUGGGGUGCCGGCCGGGAGCGGCAGCGGGUGCCUCCUCGCGCGAUGCUGCCGCUGCCACCGCCGCCGCCCGGCGAGCCCAGCGCACCCCCGGGCGCCUGCGGCCCCAGAUACAGCAACCUGACCAAAGCCGCCCCCGCCGCCGGCUCCCGGCCGGUCUGUGGUGGCGUCCCAGAGCCCAAGGGGCUGGACGCAGCAUGUACCAAAUUGCAAUCUUUGCAGAGACUUUUCGAACCCACUACCCCGGCCCCGCCUCUGCGGCCCCCUGACUCCCCUUCCCGUGCCCCGGCCGAGUUCCCCUCCGCCAAGAAAAACUUGCUCAAAGGCCACUUUCGGAACUUCACUCUCUCUUUUUGUGACACCUACACGGUCUGGGACUUGCUGCUGGGCAUGGACCGCCCUGAGAGCCUGGACUGUAGCCUGGAUACCCUACUGGGGGACCUGCUGGCCGUGGUGGCCAGUCCGGGCUCCGGGACCUGGGAGGCGUGUAGCAACUGUAUUGAGGCGUAUCAGCGGCUGGACCGACAUGCUCAGGAAAAAUAUGAUGAGUUCGACCUCGUGCUGCAUAAAUACUUACAGGCGGAAGAGUACUCAAUACGGUCCUGCACGAAAGGCUGUAAGGCUGUCUACAAGGCCUGGCUGUGCUCAGAAUACUUCAGCGUGACCCAGCAGGAAUGCCAGCGCUGGGUGCCCUGCAAGCAGUACUGCCUGGAGGUGCAGACCCGGUGCCCCUUUUUACUCCCCGACAAUGAGGAAAUGGUGUACGGAGGGCUCCCUGGCUUUAUCUGUACAGGGUUGCUGGAUACUUCACCAAAGCGGCCGGAAACCAAGUGCUGUGACGUGCAGUGGGUCUCCUGUGAGGCAAAGAAGAAGAAGAUCAAGGAGUCUGAGGCCCCCAAAACCCACCACCAGCAAUUCCACCACUCCUAUUUCCACCACUACCACCAACAGUACCACCACUACCACCCCCGUCAUGAUCCCCCAGGCCAUGUCAGCAACAAGCCCGCCCUGCUGCCGGUCUCUGGGGGCUCCCGCCUCAGCCCUAGCAGGAUUCGGCUCUGCAUCCUUGUUCUCAUGCUCCUCCAUACCGUGGUGUCCUUCUCCAGCAACCAGGGUGGUGGGGUAUUGGGGCUGGAGACACUGCCUGCCCUAGAAGAGGGCCUGACAUGGGAAGAGUGACAGUAGGGAGGACAGACCUCCACCACACACUGAUAUCAGCUCCAGCUCCCCCACGUGGGGGGGAGGGGGCUCCUCCCAUGGGAGGUAUAGGAUAAGGUGGGGGCGGGGGGAAAUGGGGGAACCACACAUCCCCUCAACCUACCCCCACCCCAAAAGCAGCUCCAACAGAAUGGCCAGAGGGCCCCAAGGAGCUACAAAACUCAUCCGGGCAAAAAAGGCAGGAGCAGCAGGUGACCCCUCCCAAGCCCCCAUCUAUGGGGCUUAGCAAAAAAAGGGAGGAAGUGGGGGCUGGAUAUGCCCACCCCUGCCAAGAGUCCUGACCCCAGGGAAGGAGGCUGCUCACCCAGCCUGGGCCCUGCAGGGAAUGUUGGGGGGCACAGAGGGGAGACACUCUUCCCCCCCUCCACAUUCCUUUUGUUGCCAAGAUCCUUAAUUCCCUCCUGCCCAUAUCCCAACGGGCAACAGCAGACAGUGCAAUGGCCCUCCUGCCACUUCAACACACCGUGCCCCACCUGGGACUAUCGCAGGUGAAGCACCAGACUGGGAGAUGAGGUACGCACAGUUGCAGCUAGAUCGGGGCCCCAGUAAAGCUGUGCCCCACCACCCUAGGCAAUGAGGGGCAGAAAAGGGGUACAGAAUAAGUGGUGAAAGAGGGUGAUGAUAGGGAAUGGGGAUAGGAGAAGAGAAAUGUGGGCAGAGGGCUUGAAGAGAUGGUCGAAUAGGCUACUGCCACCCAGUUUUGGGGAGAUGGAUGAUAAGUGUUGAGGCAGGCUUGAAAACUGCUCCCCAAGACAGAGAGAGUUGCAUUAGGAGCUCUCUGGGAAAAGAGCACAGGAACUGAGUUGCUGGGCCUUAAAGCAAAAGGCUGCAGGCACAUGGUUAGACUGCUGCUGUCUGAAGGACCAUAUCUUACAGAAGGUGCACAUACUCCCAAGGGCCUCCCUUGCCCUGGAGAUCUUGGCCUUAGGGCCAAAGACAAUAACAUUUCCUAUCUCCAUGGGGAGGAGGAACUUGAGCUCAAGUGGAUCAGGCCUGGCCAGGGUCCUCAUACUCCCCUGUCUUGUCCUAGCCCAGGCCUCCAUGAAGGAGAACCUGGUGGCAUUGCCCCAGAGCUCUCCAGAGAUGAGCCUCCCCUCUCCCCUGUCCCCGUCCCCAGCCUACCAAAGAGUAUUCAUGCCUUUCCAUCCCUGACCCCAUGGGUUACUGUCCCAACUGUGGAACAACCAGACUCCUCUACACCCUGCAGGAGGAUCUUCUGCUGCAGUCACCCCAGUCCCUUGCUAGAGAAAGUCUAGGGACUGGCAAGAAGACCCUUUGACUAAAGAUCAUGUGCUGUCAUCCCUUGGCUGAGAAACUGUUGAGUCAGGCUAGAGGGCUGGACAAGAGAAGAGGCACUGAGAGCCCCUUAGGGGCCAUUAGCCUUGCUCUGGUCUGCUGGGUGGGGGUGGGGAAUAAGGGAGAUCCCACAUUGCCUGGGACAUCUGAAUGCUGGUUAAGAACUGACAGGAAAGGGAGCCAGAGCUGUAUUCCUGGGAGAGGCUAGGGAGCUUUAGUGCCAACAAGGCCUGUGUCCUUCUGGGAUGCAAUACUAGUGAGUGAAUGGGAGGGUGGGUCUGGAGCUGCGUGAGACUGAAACCAAGAAGCAGAUGACCUGUCCUUGGUCAGCUUAGGGAUGAAUGGGAGGGCUCCCUAGUGGAGAGAGAAUCAUUCAUGGGCCUCAACUGGGUCCCAGAUAAGUUACAUGAGACUGGGGAGUCCUUCCCUGCCAGUUUUCUCAUUUCUCACAGCCUGUCCCCAACUCCUGUGCCCUGCCUACACACUCCCCUGUUUGGCCCUCAGCACUUUGGGCCUGGCCACAUACCCCAUCCCUAGAGUGCUCUUUCCAGACAUGCUUAUGUAUAAGUAAAGGGCAGGUGCUUGGGCUCCAGAGAGACCCCAGGUACUGCCUUCUAACUCCUGCAUCCUCAGGAGGGGAAAAAGGACUGCGAAGUAAAGGGGAACCAUACGGCCCCAGGGAAUGGACCCUUGGAGACUCCCAUCCUCUCUUCCCCCUCACCAAGUGCCCAGGAGACCCCUGGCUCAGACCAGCCCAAGGCCUUGCCCAGUGGCAGAGGAAAGGGGCACCUCACUCCACCUCAGAGUCAUUUGACUGCCUCCCUUCACCCCACCACCCUAAUCUUCCACCACCUCUCUGGCUGUCCCUGCCCUCCAUCACAGGCAGCAGAGCCGGGCAGCUUUCUUAUGCCAUUUUCUACACUGUGCUUCAUGAGUAGGACUUUCUUGCACUAGUUCCUAUGACUGAGUGUCCAAGCUGGUUUCCUAGUAGUCCCCCAUCCCUUCCUCCAUUACCUGGCUAUGAUUCAGUUGUCUCUGCCCUCCCUCUUACUCCGCCUCUGUGUUUUGGUGAGAGUCUCUGUAUGUGUACUGCUUUCUGUUUUGUUGCAUUGUGGGGCAGAGGCCUCUCUGCUCUUGUUUAACCCCAUAAAGAAAUAAAUGGUAAGACUUGAUGAUAA
Callithrix jacchus (white-tufted-ear marmoset) is the source of this 3939-nucleotide messenger RNA. It is a transcript of the gene NALF2, whose product is annotated as NALCN channel auxiliary factor 2. The record is from RefSeq and is a predicted model, not a curated record. Gene Ontology annotation, biological process: calcium ion import across plasma membrane. Gene Ontology annotation, molecular function: stretch-activated, monoatomic cation-selective, calcium channel activity. Gene Ontology annotation, cellular component: plasma membrane. Lineage: Eukaryota; Metazoa; Chordata; Mammalia; Primates; Cebidae.